AUGAAGGAGGACGAGAUUUUGAACUCCUCGCCGGGGCUUAGUGACAAGAUCGAGGACCCUCCUUUCUAUGAACACAAGGAGAAGAGAGAUAGUGCACUUCAGGACCCACUCAACGACCUCGAAGGCCGUGGGCCCAAUAACCUCAAUGCCGUCUUCCAAAACCCCUUGGCUGGCAUCCCUCGAGAGCAGUUGUUCAAGAACGUCCAUGAAUUUUGCAGCAAAUUCGAUCUCCUAGAAGACCUCGAAACCUUUAAGAAAGGCGCUCUCGUCUCGCAAAAUCCCGAGACAGCAACACAAUUGCCUGACCUCAAUGAGUUUGAAAGGGAAGCACUUAUUCGAGAACAUACGCACAAAUGGCAUCAACCAUGGCAGCUAUACUGGCUUGCGAUUAUGUGUUCACUAGCUGCUGCUGUACAGGGAAUGGAUGAAACAGUCAACAAUGGCGCACAAGCUUUUUACCUCAAGCGAUUUGGAAUAGAGAACAGCGAUAAUCUUACGGGCCUUGUUGUUGGAGCCCCAUACCUAGCUUGUGCUAUCCUUGGCUGCUGGCUUACCGAGCCCCUCAACCGAUACUUCGCCCGUCGCGGUACCAUCUUCAUUUCCUGCCUCAUUGCAGCUAUUGCCUCCAUCUGGGAAGGCGUCGCGAACUCAUGGGUAAACCUGUUUAUUGCACGGUUUGUUCUUGGGCUAGGAAUUGGCUCGAAAUCGACAACAGUUCCCAUCUAUGCAGCUGAAUGUUCGCCCGCGCCCAUCCGGGGUGCCUUGGUUAUGAUGUGGCAGAUGUGGACAGCAUUCGGUAUCAUGCUGGGCAACAUCAUGGGAGUGGCAUUCAUGAGCGUUGGAAAUGACCUCAACUGGCGUCUGAUGCUUGGAUCUACUGUUGUUCUUCCUUUGAUUGUGUGUGCUCAGGUCUACGUGUGUCCUGAGUCCCCCAGAUGGCUCAUUCAGCAGAACAAGAUCCACAAGGCCUAUGUCAACUUCAAGAUUCUUCGUCCUACAGAGUUGCAGGCUGCAAGAGACUUGUACUACGCCUAUGUGGGUGUGGAGUUGGAGCGUGAGAUAAACAAGGGCAAGAACUUCUUCUCCAUGUUCUUGGAGCUUUUCACAGUCCCGCGGAACCGCCGUGCUACGUUGGCAAGCUGGAUUGUCAUGUUCAUGCAACAGUUCUGCGGUGUGAACGUGAUUGCUUACUAUUCCACCACCAUCUUCGUGGAUUCAGGCUACAGUACCUCAUCUGCACUGCUUGCAUCUAUGGGAACUGGUAUUCUCAACUGGGUCUUUGCUCUUCCAGCCGUGUUUACUAUCGAUACCUGGGGCCGUCGCAACCUUCUGCUCUUUACAUUCCCCUUCCUAGCCAUCUUCCUCUUCUGGGCAGGCUUCUCUUUUUGGAUCGAUGCCAAUGAUGGCCACAAACGAAUUGCUAUGGUGACCACGGGCAUGUAUUUGUUCGAGGUGUUUUAUUCACCAGGUGAAGGACCUGUUCCGUUUACCUACUCCGCUGAGGCAUUCCCUUUACAUGUACGAGAAGUGGGCAUGUCAUGGGCUACCGCUACAACUUGGUGCUUUAACUUUAUUUUGUCUUUUACCUGGCCACAUCUGUUGACCUCGUUCAAGCCUCAAGGAGCCUUCGGAUGGUAUGCUGGGUGGUGUAUUGUUGGGUGGUUCCUAGUUCUGCUUUUUGUCCCGGAAACCAAAGGUGAGACUCCAGUGCUUCUCUCGGCUUAUGGGUAUCUACUAAUGUAUUCUUGCUCAGCUCUCACUUUGGAAGAAUUGGAUCAGGUUUUCUCCGUGUCUACAAGGAAGCAUGCUGCGUACCAGAUUAGGAACACUAUCUGGCAUUUCCGGGUGUGGAUUCUUCGCCAGAAAUUGGAGCCUCUGCCCAAGUUUUACCAGGGCGCUGAGCAUCUUGCCGAAGUUGGUGACGCGGCAUCUAAGUAG
Molecule: messenger RNA, 1938 nt
Organism: Penicillium pulvis
Lineage: Eukaryota; Fungi; Ascomycota; Eurotiomycetes; Eurotiales; Aspergillaceae
Product: sugar porter family MFS transporter
Exons: 3
Coding region: 1-1938 (645 amino acids)
Biological process (GO): transmembrane transport
Cellular component (GO): membrane
Molecular function (GO): myo-inositol:proton symporter activity
Source: RefSeq, a predicted model, not a curated record